This is a messenger RNA of Onychomys torridus (southern grasshopper mouse), 3540 nucleotides long. It is a transcript of the gene Rtca, whose product is annotated as RNA 3'-terminal phosphate cyclase. Gene Ontology annotation, molecular function: RNA-3'-phosphate cyclase activity. The transcript is spliced from 11 exons. Gene Ontology annotation, cellular component: nucleus. The coding region runs from base 182 to 1282 and encodes 366 amino acids. Gene Ontology annotation, biological process: RNA processing. Lineage: Eukaryota; Metazoa; Chordata; Mammalia; Rodentia; Cricetidae. The record is from RefSeq and is a predicted model, not a curated record.
GCGGGCCAGGUCCACAGUGGGAUUCGUUCCCGCCGGAAGGAUUUCCCAGAGGCACUAACUCUCCUUCCGGCCAGCUCGGCCCGGAAGCGCAGUGUCUGGGCUGCUGGCUUGGCGGCGCCUCAUCUUUUCCCCGUUGCUCCCGGGGCGUGGUCGCUGCGGCCCGGGCUCACGCGCGCCAGCGAUGGAGGGGCAGCGGGUGGAGGUGGACGGCGGGAUCAUGGAAGGGGGUGGUCAGAUCCUCAGGGUCUCCACCGCCCUGAGCUGCCUCCUGGGCCUCCCUUUGCGCGUGCAGAAGAUCCGCGCGGGCCGCAGCACGCCGGGCCUCAGGCCUCAGCAUUUAUCUGGACUGGAAAUGGUUCGAGAUUUGUGUGACGGGCACCUGGAGGGGGCAGAAAUCGGCUCCACAGAGAUCACCUUCACACCAGAGAAGAUCAGAGGUGGAAUCCACACAGCUGAUACGAAGACAGCAGGGAGUGUGUGCCUCUUGAUGCAGGUCUCAAUGCCUUGUGUUCUGUUCGCUGCUUCUCCGUCGGAACUUCGUUUAAAAGGUGGAACUAACGCUGAGAUGGCACCGCAGAUUGAUUACACCUUGAUGGUUUUCAAGCCAAUCGUUGAGAAAUUUGGUUUCAAAUUUAAUUGUGACAUUAAAAUGAGGGGCUACUACCCGAAGGGGGGCGGCGAAGUGAUUGUCCGAAUGUCGCCAGUUAAACAGUUGGACCCAAUAAACCUGACUGAUCGAGGCUCUGUGACCAAGAUUUAUGGGAGAGCUUUUGUUGCUGGCGUUUUGCCACUCAAAGUAGCAAAAGAUAUGGCCGCGGCAGCUGUGCGGUGCAUCAGAAAGGAGAUGAGGGAUCUGUACGUCAGCAUCCAGCCUCUACAGGAGUCCAGAGACCAAGCCUUUGGCAACGGCAGUGGGAUCAUCAUUGUUGCUGAGACAUCCACUGGCUGCUUGUUUGCUGGAUCAUCACUUGGCAAAAGAGGUGUGAAUGCAGACAAGGUUGGAAUUGAAGCUGCUGAAAUGCUGUUAGCAAAUCUUAGACAUGGCGGCACAGUGGACGAGUACCUACAAGACCAGCUGAUUAUUUUCAUGGCGCUAGCCAAUGGAAUUUCCAGAAUAAAAACAGGACCAGUCACACUGCACACACAAACAGCUAUUCAUUUUGCAGAACAACUAGCCAAGGCCAAAUUCACUGUGAAGAAGUCAGAAGAGGAAGAAGAUGCCUCUAAAGACACUUACAUCAUCGAAUGUGAAGGAAUCGGGAUGGCGAAUCCACAUCUCUAGGGGCUUUACCUAAGCGAUACCUCCAUGUUGGGCUAACUGAUUUUAUAUAUGCUGUGACACAGUGACUAAGAAGUAAGAUAUUGACUGAAUUUGGAGGAGAUGAAGCGUAGUACUUUGAGAUGCUGAGAAUGCUUCAUCAUGUGAAGCUCACCUUGACUGUCUCCUGAGAUACACACAGUGACAGACAAAACUUGGUGAGGAUGGUAGUCAAUUUCAGUAUUAAAGUGUUGAAAUCAGAUGUGGUUGAUACCCCAAAUAUGCGCUGCUUCUCCUUUUUUUUCCCCAAAUGUAAUAAACUAAGCCAGGGACAUAGAGUUGAUCUGUAGUUUGUGUUACUAGUGACCUCAUCUGUAGUUUUACUUUCUGUAGUUUGAACUACCUAGUGUCAACUUUGGUCCUGAAAUAUUAACUAGAAAUUUUGACAUAAAUAACUCAUCAGUUUUGAAUGCAACUUCUUUCUGAAUAGCAUGAUGAAAUCGCGUACCUUCUGUUCUGUCCCACCUGUGAGAUGAAUCAUUUGUCCAGUAUGUCAAUAUUAUUUUUGCCACUAACCUGCCCAUGACACACUUAGUAGCUGUUUGCUAUCAGAUCAGUAGUUGUAGUAUUACAGUGUCUGUGUUCCAGUGACAUUAGACUAUUAAAGGCUCCAGUGUGCAGGAGCAGGCCCGGCUUGACCGUUCAGGUGUGUCCAAAAGAAAUGCUUCCAUUAAGUAGCAUAUCGCCAUCUUAACCCUAGCAGGUUUGGCCACAUUUAUCUCAAACACGUCUGUCUGGCUUGGAGUGUUCCAGAAGAGUUGAGUGCCCUUAGGAUAGAAAUGUGCCGCCAUUGCUCUCUGCUGCUCCUGUUAGCAGCUGAGGUGCCUCGAGUGAACCUGGUCUGAUGUUUCAGCUCAGUAUGCGCUCUCUGUCUGUCUGCGUGUAGUUGAUAAAAACGUGGAUGGAUCUGACUUGGAUCUUACCUAGUGAUACGUUAAACAUUGUCCAAGUCAAUCCGGAGAGGGUGCUGAAAUACCUUCAGGAAAUUUAAAUUUGUAUGUAUCGACCAGUCAUUGUCCAAGUCAAUCCAGAGAGGGUGCUGAAAUACCUUUAGGAAAUUUAAAUUUGUAUGUAUCGACCAGUCUGCUCAGAGCAAAAUAUGGUCAUUAUCCUUGCCAGUGGUUUCGAUAGCCUCGGAUAGUAGGUGCAGUUUGCUUCAUAGAUGAAGGGUAAUUAAGUACAUAUUCACAAAGUAAGUAAGCCUUGUAAGUUGCUCACUCUGUAAUAAUUGAGAUAGGAGAUAGACUUUUAUCCUUGGAGUAAAGCUUUUAGAAUUCUGGUAAGUCAGGCCUCCCUCAGGCUGGUGUGACCCUUUGUGCUGGUAGGAUGUUGUCAAUGGUGUUGAACUCAGCAGCUCGGAUGGUGACAGUGUGGUUGAUGUUGGUAGGAAUGCCAUUGUUAAAUCUGCUUCUCAACAAAGGUAGGGCAGCCGUAAGCUUUGUUACUCCCUCGGGGAGCUAAAUAGCUUCUGUUAUAAUUCUCACUUGAUUUCCUGUGUUAAUAAGAGGGAAUUGUUAAUAGUUAAUAACAAAUAGAAGGAGUUCUGGGGAUUUGCCGCUCUUUAACAUUAGUAGACGGGGUCCUUAUACUGGCCAUGCACUCCCUGUUUAGCAGAGGCUGGUCUUGAACUCUGAUUCUUCUGCCUCCAUCUCCAUGUGCUGGUAUUACAGCACUAAAUACACUAAUAGCCUGGCUCUUUAAGAAUAUUUUAGGGACUGAUCUAACUCAGUGGUAGAGUACUUGCAGUGUGUUCAUGAGGCCCUGUGUGCUCUCAUGCCCACAAGAACUAAAACUAAUAUUCCUCAAACUUGUUUUGGUUUCUGUUUGCCUACAUCAGGGCUUCAUUUAGAGAACUGGUUUCCAACUUUCCCUGCUUACAUAUUUCUUCCUCAAAUCGAGGAGCCUGAAAGCAGGGCAGGUUAGUGGGUUCCUCUUUUAGAUUCUCUUUCACAACCUGCCCUUCUUCCUCUUGACAAAAGUUUUUUUUUUUUUUUUUUUUAAUCCCCAUUAUAAUAUUGCUCUUAUUUUUAUCUUGCACUCUUCUAGACUGUAAGAAAAUCUCCAGGGCACUAGAAAUAAAAACUUGACUUAUUAUUCUUUGAAAGACUACUCAAAGAUACACAUUUGUGUCUAUGUAUAUUAUGUAAAAUGGGCUUCAGUGUUUACAUAAAUCAUCGCAACAGUGCAUCUUUAAAUAAAGCUAAUGUUUAUGAUUAUUAGAA